This is a messenger RNA of Schistosoma guineensis, 1993 nucleotides long. The record is from the annotation of a GenBank genome assembly. Lineage: Eukaryota; Metazoa; Platyhelminthes; Trematoda; Strigeidida; Schistosomatidae.
GCUUCCUGGGACGGCCAUUACUCCUCUUAGUUUUUGUUCAUUGUUUCGAAUUAUGACAUACAUGACUUUGUUGCAGCGCAUUGAGUUGGAGCGAGGAAAACGGGAACCAGGAGAAAUCACGGAGCUGAAUUUGGACAACUCAAAAUCCGUGGAUAUCGAAGGUCUCACGGAUGAAUAUUCGUCCUUAGAGGUCUUGAGCAUGAUGAACGUUGGUCUUCAAAGUUUGGCUGGUUUGCCUUGUCUUGCCAGCUUAAAAAAUGUAAGUUGGACUAGACUAAAUUAUGCUUUCUAAGCUUGAGUUGUCGAAUAAUUUGAUAUCUGGCGGUCUUGACGCUCUGCUCAAAUGUCCCAACAUUGAGCAACUUAAUCUAAGUAGCAAUAAGAUUGAAUCAAUGGAUGUAUUGAUUCCACUGGCUAAGCUGUCCGAACUCAAGAGUUUGGACCUCGGGAACUGUCCUGUCACCGCUACGGAAAAUUACCGUAAAAAGGCUUUUGCGAUGAUUCCCUCUUUAAAGUAUUUGGACGGUCUUGAUGAGAACAACGAGGAAGAAGUGUUUGGAAACGAUUUUCUGAAUGGAGGUCUUGAUGAAGAGGCGGACGGUGUCGAUGAAGCUGAUGAAGAGGAUGAUGAAGGAUCUGACGAGGAAGACGAAUGUGACGACGAAAUUGGCAUUGAAGCCCUUCAACAAAGUGGUGAACUUGAAGAUGAUGAGGAUGACUAUGCUCCAGGCGAAGAUGAGGAAGCGGAAUUAGAUGAUUACGACGAUGUGGAUGAUGAAGAUGAAGACGAGGUAGAGGAAGACAACGGAGCUAACCUUUCGGCUGCCAACGUGAGUGGACCUCGACGUCCAGGCACCAAGCGGCGUCAUGAUGACAUUCAAGAUGGAAAAAAUGGGGAUAAAGCGGAGCACUGUGGAACUAAGCAUAAGCACGUUGAAGAUCGUGUGGAGACUCACGUUGAAAACGGAUCAACUGCGGAUGAUUAGACAGUUGAUAUAAACUUCAUUGUUCUUAUUUAGGCCAAAUUCCUAUUGUAUAUGUUAUGUUCAUGUUCAUCAUUUUAUGUUUAACCACAAAUUCACCCAAAAUGAACUAUGUAUUUGUACAGUACAUUUGCUGACAUUUUUUUUCGACAACACAUAAUUCAGUGUUAGCUAAUGCAUUUACUCAUUUGUAAUACUUUAUUACAUUGUUAAAAUUUUCGAAACAUCUUUUUAACUAAAAUCUAUCCAUAUUUGUUGGGUUUUAAUCAUUAUAAAUUGAAUUGUCAUCUUAAUAAUCAGUCUAUUACUUGCUUGUCUGACCUGCAUAGUCUAGAUAACGUUUAAAAAAUGAGCAUGAAUUUCUAAGCCCAUGCACCAAGACUCAACUGGUAAUUCAUUUUGGUAGAUUGAUGUAGUUUUGGUGUUUCGAGAAGUUAAAAAGAACUUAGUUCCAUCGUUUGUAGGGGUAUAUCGCUGCUAAGCGUGCUAGGUGUUUGGGCUGUGCUUAACUAGUACCUAUGUGUGAUGUACCUCAGACACGAAAGGUGAACUCUCAGUAGUUGUGCGAAAUGUCCUAGAUCCAGUCGAAUACUAACGCCUUAAGGGGCCCAAAAUUCUCCUAAAGCUCUCUAGGGUGGCGUAGUUAUUUUGCUUCAGUGUACCAACAGACAGCAGUGAGACGAUUGCACAAGCUAAACAGGGAUAGGGUCUUAGAAGACUACGGCUAUGCCCUUGAGUUUGCGUCCGUGAGUCGUACUUGUGGGUCUUGCGUAUAAGGUUUCUGGCAAUCUGUGAUGGAGUUCGUUCGCGUGUAGUCACCUAGAGCUCUUGGGCUGAAGUCCACGGAUCAUGAUACCAAGCCUCGACGAACAUGGCUGUCAUCCCAUAGGUACUUCAGGUUAAGUCGCAAUUAAAACACUACGACUUAGGUUUCUUGGCUAUCCACUACUUAGUUUACACGGGUCAACGUACAUCACCUAUCGAAUACAAUGCUGUAGACUAAAAACAAG